AUGGAUAUCUCCUUUAAUGACUUGAAAUUCAUUUAAUAGAUAGGGUAGACUUUGAAUAUGGAAGAAAGAAUAAAACUAAAAUUGGCAAUUCUAAAGAUUCAAGAGCAUUAUACAUUUGAUGAAGUAUUGUUUUGGGGAAGAGUGGAAGGAGUAGAAAAAGACUAUUAUAUAGCGAUGGGAAUUCAAUAUAAAGGGUAAUACGAGUUCCCAUUAAAAAAAUUCUAUUGGAGUUCGAAUAAUUAUCACUUUGCUGAGUUACCAAAAUAUAACGAAGAAUAUGCAUCAAGAGCAGACAACUUAAGAGAGCCCUUUACAGGUUAGCAUGAACAUAUUGUGUUCAAGACAGAAGAGGAGAUCAAUUUUGAGGAUUCUCUGGACAUCCCUGCGUAACUGCCAGCUAAACACUUUUCAGAAUUAGAAAGACUGUCUUAUGUUGUUUAGUAGGUUGAAUUCAAUUGUGCAUCAAUACCUGUGGGAUCCUACCGUUUGACACCUACUCACGAAUUAAUCAGAAAGGCAUUUAAGGGAGUGAAAGCUGAAUUAAAAAAUUAUUAACAUUUUAGAGUUCCCACAAGGAAGGAUAAGCAGGACUUAAUAGCUCGUGAUGAGGCUCUGUAUAGGGAAGAUUUCUUGGACUCUUUAGUGGAUGACACUCCUAAUCAAUAAUGGUCUUUGCAAGCAGAUUCAACACAAAGAAAUAUAACAUUAAGGAAUUUGAUUUGGCCAGGCUAUGUCACUUAUAACAAUGACUAUACAUUUGGAUAUGCUUAUUUUGGAGAUGGAAUAAAGAAUUCUGACUUUGAGUUUUUAUUAUGA
Messenger RNA from Paramecium tetraurelia, 816 nucleotides. RefSeq lists its product as uncharacterized. NCBI's taxonomy places the organism in Eukaryota, Ciliophora, Oligohymenophorea, Peniculida, Parameciidae. Gene Ontology annotation, biological process: motile cilium assembly; cilium movement involved in cell motility; axoneme assembly. The transcript is spliced from 5 exons. The record is from RefSeq and is a predicted model, not a curated record. Gene Ontology annotation, cellular component: radial spoke; axoneme.